AGCCAAAUUAGCAUUUUUCUCCCGCUCACAAAAACACUUUGCGUAACUAAGGAACGCCAAUUAGGAUAACUACAGUGAAUGGAAACUAGCGACAGUAGCAAAAGCAGCAACAACAUCAACAAACAGCGUACAUGAGGUGGAGCACAACCGUAUUGCACAAGUAGUGGUAGAAAAGAAGAAGAAGAAACAUACGCAUACAGCAGCGUAAAAGCACACAGCAAAAUAAACGAAAUUCCAGAGACAUGUUGGCCACCACCGCAGCAGCAGCAGCAGCGGUAGCAUCGACAACAACAUCAUAUUCAACAACUGGCGCAGUGGAGCCGUCAGCCAGCAUCCUGAUGACAACAAAAAGUGAUACAACAACAACAGAUACUAAAACAAUGCUACAUGGCACACCAUCCAUAGCAACGAUGUCAUCAACAAUAGCAACAGCAACAGCAACAGGAAUAGCAACACCAAUAACAACGAUUACCUCAGAUCCGGGCAUUUUGUGCUUUCAUCAUUGCAACGUAAAAGUUUUCUGCUUUCAUUUGCCUCAUCGCUGCCCCAAAUGUAAACAAGUAUUAGACACUGGCGAUGAUGUUGGUGGCGAUAACGGUGCCGGAGGUGCCGCCGACGAGGAGGACGAGGGCGAUGCUUGUAAUAAUGAAUUGGGCAGCAAUGGUUACAACGGCGCUGGCGGCGCUGUCAGCGGUCGAAAAGGUGGUGGUGGUGGUGUUGGUGUUGGCUGUGGCAUCGUUGGCUCUACACGAUUGCUGCCUUUUCGUUUGCCUUAUCCGUUCAUACGUGCCUCGCAAUAUCCCUGUGCGAUUGUUUUGCGUCCAACCACAGGCGAUUUUCUCAAUGACUACAACAAUUCGACGGAUUUACAUAUUGCCGUGACGACCUCAACGGGCUGUGUUGUGGAAUUUGAUCGACAUGGCUUGCGGCGACAUCGUGCCGAUAAUACUCGCAUGAACGAAUGGUGGCAAUGUCUGCUGGUCGGCGAUGUCCCCGAACCAUGGUAUGACUACUGGGACGAGAUAUUGCAGCAGAUUUGUAAUCAGCCCGAUCGCUGGACCGUCUCCCAUUACCAGGAGGAUAGCCACAAUUGUUACACUUUCGUAUUGGCAUUUCUGCAGGCGCUCGCCUAUGACAAGCUCAGCGCAGCAGCACGCUCCAAAACCAGUUUCUGUGAGAAAUAUAUAGUUCCUAGAACCACAACUGCCGGCAAGUAUAUAUCCUUGUAUCGCAAAUUGCGAGAUACGGGCAGUUAUGUGCAUCCACAUCAUCAACACCAAAGGCAUUCCGUGCUCAAGCAGCAACAUAAGCAACAGCAACAACAACACUACUAUAGCCUGCAACAUCAACACCAACAGCAUUUGAAGCAGUCACGUGGCAGGUUGAGAAUCAAUGGACAUAUCAAUGGUGGUGGUAGCGGUGGUGGUUCCGCAUCCGCUCUGCUGGCUAAUGGUGGCAAGGCAACCAGCAUUAUUUUGCGUGCGCCUAAUCUCUGCACCAUCGAAGAGUGAAUCACUUAGAGUGCCAGAGCGGGCCAUUCAUUCAUUCAAUCAUAUAUACAAUUAUGUACUUAGUGGGUCGACAGCAAACCAAUUAAUUGAGUAUGCAGCCAAGACGUAUGCCGGUGGUAUCACAGCAGCAGAACGGCAGCACCAGCACGAUCCCCAGCAACACCACCACCACCACUACAUAUUCACAAUUAACAAGAACAACAGCUAUACAUAUGCACAAAUGAGUAGCUGUAGUCAAGAGUAGCAUUUCCUGCCAGGCACCUACUCGUUGCCAACCAAUAGCCAACGUUCCUCAACAAUGCAUCCUUUUUUGCUCGCCUUUGUGAUUACUUUUGAUCGAACUACUAAAAUAUACGUAUUUUUAUUUCUUUGAAAGUUUUCUUUUCACUUGCUUAUAAUUUUUAAAUAGCAUUUUUUCCUACACACUUUGGUCUCUUAAGUCUUACACAUAUAAGUGAAAUUAAUUAAUUUUUGUGUUAAAAGAAUUUUCUUUGUCUAAGUUAAAAUUCAAUAAAAUAGUUUAGUUAAUUGAAAAUGCCUUUUUUUGAACAGUUU
Molecule: messenger RNA, 2066 nt
Organism: Anastrepha ludens (Mexican fruit fly)
Lineage: Eukaryota; Metazoa; Arthropoda; Insecta; Diptera; Tephritidae
Exons: 4
Coding region: 243-1511 (422 amino acids)
Source: RefSeq, a predicted model, not a curated record